CUCGCUGCCCGGCUCAGAGCGCUCUGAGGUCGGUCAGAGGACGGACAACAACCCCUCAGAUGAAGACUCUCAUGCCUCACCUUGCGAGGUCACAGUCUGACCUCUGACCCCUCCGAGGAGCAGCAGGAGCGCCAUGCAGGGCAGAGCAGCAGAGGCAGGGCCGUCCCCACUGACAGAACGUGGUGACCUCAUCAACACCCACAGGCCGGGGGCGGAGCCUCCUCAGCAGCUGGAUCCCCGAGCCCUGUGGCUGUGGGCGGAGUCUGGAGGCGGGGCCUGCUGCGAGACCACCUUCAUCGAAAGCCCCUCCCCCAUCUGUUGCUCAACCGGAUCUUCCAGGGAGACGCUGCGAUGCUCUGACAGCAAGUUACUGGAACUCAGUGGAGACGAGACCAAGAUUCCCCCGAUGACCUUUGACCGGGUUGGGGACGAGGAGUUGGAGAGCGAUUUCUCCAGCGCCUCCUCUCAGAGCGAUGACGCCUUCCUGCUGCUUCCUCCCAGAGAUCAUCGGAGCCUCAGCGUUUUCUCCAUGCUCUGCUGCUUCUGGCCGCUCGGCAUCGCUGCCUUCUACCUGGCGCACCAGACCAGCCGGGCGGUGUCUACAGGUGACCUCCACCUGGCCGGCUCCACCUCCAGGCGGGCGCUCUUCCUCGCCGUUCUCUCCAUCACCAUAGGAACCGGGAUCUACGUGGGCGUCACCGUGGCGCUCGUCGCCUACCUGUCCAAGAACCAGAAGUGGUAGCCAUGGCAACAGCAGCUGGAUCUGGAGCGAGCCUCGGGGGUUCUACGGGUUUUUGGACAUUUGUGUCUCGUCUGGUUCUGGAUUUUUCUCUGAAGGUUUUUGGAUGUUUGUAAACCUUCAUCAUCAUCAUCAUCAUCUGGUCCAGACGGUUCCGAUUCCCACUGGGAGGUUCUGGUUGCUCUAAACUGAAUCUGGGAUUGUUUUCCCUCUGCAGCUGGUUCUGGUUCUGGUUCAGUUCUGGUUCUGUUCACGGAGCUCCCGGUUCUUGACUUGAUGGAACUGGGUUGUUUUUCACAGUGACACAGGCCAAUGGUACCGGACCGGCCCAGCAGAACCAUGUGGGCUGGGUUUCCCUCAUUCAGCUGUGGACGACUGGUCCAGAAGGUUCUGCAGCUCUGACCCUGAUGCAGGUUCUGUUCAGGUUCUGUUCUGUGGCUCUGAGAGGGAGCCACGCUGCCACGUGAGCGUCCAGAGCCGGACCCGACCCGACCCGGUCCCCCCCGGUGUUUCUUCCUGCGUCAGCAGAACUAAUCUGUCCUCUGAGCUCAUUAACGUCCUGAUCCGUUUAGCUGCUGCUAAUAUGGGCCAGAACCAGCAGAACCAGAACCAUCAGGUUCUGCAGAAUGUCCAGAGAACUCAGAAUGUCUGAUGAGGCUGUGACCUUUGACCCAGGUGCGGCCCGAGUUCUGGAGCCGUUUUGGGCCGAUCCUCUCCAGAACCGGUCUCCUGUGGUUCUGUUCAUGACCCAUUUAGCUCCAUUUUGUUCCUAAAUAAAUGUAUUUUUAAAUACUUGA
Poecilia latipinna (sailfin molly) is the source of this 1536-nucleotide messenger RNA. It is a transcript of the gene syndig1, whose product is annotated as synapse differentiation inducing 1. Gene Ontology annotation, biological process: synaptic vesicle clustering; positive regulation of synapse assembly. Bases 134 to 742 code for a protein of 202 amino acids. NCBI's taxonomy places the organism in Eukaryota, Metazoa, Chordata, Actinopteri, Cyprinodontiformes, Poeciliidae. The transcript is spliced from 4 exons. Gene Ontology annotation, cellular component: excitatory synapse; intracellular membrane-bounded organelle; synaptic vesicle membrane. The record is from RefSeq and is a predicted model, not a curated record.